AUGUCUGUUAUUGAGACAGUCAGAAAUGACAAUAACUCGCGUGAAAUGGAUCUUAAAAGUAAUUCCUUGAGUGUUAGUAGUAAGUCUGUCAAAAACAAGCCAUUUGAUGAGACUAACACUGGUAUACUUCAAUCUGAAAAAGAGCUUGAGACGGCUGAAGACAGUACUAUCAAGGAGAUAAAAUCAAAUGACCGUGGUGGCCCUACAGAUUCUCCAAGUCCAGUAACCAGUUCUAAUGACAAAUUUGUCAAAGGUUCCAACGGUUCCGUGAUGACCGGGAAAGCCAACUUUACCAGCUUACCUGGAAUAAUCUCCUCCCCAUCCCCGCUUUCGUUGAAAUCUGAUAAAUCGCGUCAAGGACAAAACAAUGUUUCGUUUCUUAGUACAGAUGGAAGCUCUAGACCAUCGUCAUCUGCAUUAGUUACGGAGAAUACUCCUGCCCGUGUUCCAUCUCCCCUAUCUUCUUUAGCAUUCGAUUCCAGCAACGUAACACCACAACGGGAAGUGAGUCUAUCUACCCCUUCUGCUCGUCGAUUCACGGGAUCGUAUGCCCCAAAUGAUGAAGACAAUGACGCUGACAGCGAGCUCGAUACAUCAACCUCUGCAUUAAAUGAUCGCAGGAGAAAGUACGGAUUUAGGCGACUAUCGCAUCGUGACAAUCUUUUCAAAAGGAAGUCUGUCGAAAAUCCCAUCGAAGAGGCUGAGAAAUCGACCAAACCGUCAACUAAACCCCGACGACGUCUAGCCAAAUUGAGAUCAAAGAGUGAGGCAGAAGCUAUUGGGCCCUCUUUCGGCCAGGCUAGCAGUGGUCAUGGAGCCUCUGAUAAUGAGAUACUACCUCGACCUCGACGGACUAAUGAAGAUAUACAUUCAGAUACAGAGGUUACUAACAUAGUUUCUGACUAUGACGAUACUGUGAUACAUGGAGCAAGUGGUCCUGAAAACGACCAACUUCGAACUUCAAGCAGAUAUGCAAGAUUCAACAGGGGUAAUAAUGCCCAAACUAUCAACGGAGCUGGAAACACAGAUAGCCCUAAUAUGUUUAGGCGAAUAUCUCAAAUUAAUACAGAAACAUUCUCCCUCAAUCUCAGGAAAUAUACGCGUUUUGGACGCAGGAAAAAGGAGGAGGAGAAAUCAGCGGCCCAUGAAAAGUCAUCCGAGCUUUUGAAUGAACUUAUCUCUAUAACUCCUGCGACCAUCAUCUUGGCCUCGAGUCUAGGAAGAGAUGAUAAGGGCUUACCCCGAGUUCCUGUUCUUCUCGAACAACUUCGUUUUACGUUGACUCAGAUUGCUCAGCAAACAUUUAAAAUCGAUGUAGAGUAUGGUCGCUUAUCUUGGUCGGUGGAGAGAGACUAUAGAGAAUUUUCAGCUUUGAACAGCAAAUUACGGAGUAUUUUGAUUCAGCGUAGACUUGCCAAUUCAGAAGCAAAGAGGGACAGAGAAAAUGAAAAGCAGAACCGGCCGCCUCAACCAAAGGUUAAAUUUCCUCGACUGCCGAAAUUACCCAAAUCAACUGUUAGAAGUAGCAGCCAAAGAGCGGAAGCGUCUGGAAUAAUUCCAGUCCGGAGCCAAGAGGGACCGCCAAGGAUUGAGUACGCAAGUAGUUUGUCUGGGUCGGAUGAAGAUGAACAUAAUACACUCCCGCGUGGCGUUACAGGUCAGGCAACUACAAUAGAAGUUGCUUUAGCCGAAUACUUGCGUGGGUUACUACAUAAAUUUCAAGCUGGUGGUGACGCGAAUAGGAUACUAAGUUUUUUUGAAUGCUCAACUAUGACUGUGCAGCUUGCUUCUGCUGAAAAUCAUUAUCACGGUAAAGAGGGUAUGUUGUAUAUGAGUUCAAUGGCUUCUGCUCAAGGUUGGAAAGUAAGCCAUUGGAAACCGGAUGAUAUAUCACAAAUGGUUCAACGACACACAAAAAAGUGGUUUCUGGUUCGCCCUUCAUAUAUUGUUUGUGUCGACAAUAUUGCAGCAACUAAUAUACGUGAAGUGUUUUUGGUCGACGCUUCAUUCAGAGCAAGGAGUAGGACUGACCGCAAUGAUAUAUUGUUCGCCGACAGUUCAAGUGAUAAUACUAAACGUCCUGAAGUUGCGAGAGGUUUAUCACGCUUGAGGGCCUCUAGGUUUAUUGUAGAAAUCGAAAAUAACGAACGACAAUUGGCUAUAGCCGGGAAGUCACAAAAGGAAAUGUUGCUCUGGGUGGAAUGCUUGAAUAAAAUGAAGGACGCAUCUAUUUGGAGUAAGCCAAAUAGAUUUGGUAGUUUUGCUCCAAUAAGGAUGCACGUGGCUGCAAAUUGGUUUGUUGAUGCAAGGGAUUACUUUUGGACAGUUAGCGAGGCCAUAAGUCAAGCGAAGGAUGUCAUCUACAUCCAUGACUGGUGGCUUAGCCCAGAGAUUUACAUGAGACGGCCCCCUCAAGGAAAUCAAGAAUGGCGUUUAGAUCGGUUGUUGCAACGGAAGGCGAUUGAGGGCAUCAAGAUAUUUAUUAUAAUCUAUAGGAACUACGGACAAACAGUUCCUAUCGAUUCUCUUUACACUAAACACUCGUUGUUAAAUCUUCACGACAAUAUUUACGUUAUGAGAUCUCCUAAUCAAUGGCUUCAAAACACAUACUUCUGGGCUCAUCAUGAAAAGCUAUGUCUAAUUGAUCAUUCGAUUGCAUUUUUAGGUGGCAUAGACCUUUGCUUUGGCAGAUACGACACACCAGAUCAUUCUCUAACUGACGAUGUACCUACUGCAUUUUAUACCCAACCACCCUUCCCUAAAAAUGAGAAAACACAAAUGUGGCCCGGCAAAGAUUAUUCUAACCCUCGUGUUAAAGAUUUUUUUAAUUUGAGUGAGCCUUAUGAAGAUAUGUAUGAUCGUCUAAAGGUCCCGAGAAUGCCAUGGCAUGAUAUACAUAUGGCUGUCAUUGGGCAACCAGCCAGAGAUUUGGCUCGACAUUUUGUUCAACGAUGGAACUAUUUGAUCAGACAUAAGCGCCCAUCUCGACUCACCCCUUUACUUGUCCCUCCUCCUGAUUUCACCCGGGAAGAGUUGGUAAGUAGAGGCUUGACUGGCACAUGUGAAGUCCAGAUACUUAGGUCCUCCGGUCAGUGGUCAUUAGGGCUUAAGAAUUUGGAGCAUAGCAUUGAGAAUGCUUAUAUCACAGCUAUAGCUGAGUCCGAGCAUUUCGUUUAUAUUGAAAACCAGUUUUUCAUCACAUCAACCGUCAUCGAAGGCACCGUCAUUGAGAACAAAAUUGGCAAUGCACUGGUGGAGAGAAUCAAGGUAGCUCAUGAAAAGAAGCAAAACUGGAGGUGUAUUAUUGUUAUUCCUUUGAUGCCUGGGUUUGAAUCUCAAGUUGACAUGGCGGAGGGAUCUAGUGUGCGGGUUAUAAUGCAGUGUCAAUAUAUGUCCAUCAGCAGAGGCGAGGAAAGUAUUUAUAAAAAACUUGAAAGAGCUAACAUUGUUCCUGAGGACUAUAUUCAAUUUUACUCGCUACGUAAGUGGGGCAAUAUUGGUCCAAAUAGGAAGCUAGUUACGGAGCAGCUUUACAUCCACGCUAAGUGCAUGGUUGUUGAUGACCGGAUAGCGAUUAUUGGUAGUGCGAAUAUCAAUGAACGAUCAAUGAGGGGCAGUAGAGAUUCGGAAAUUGCUGCGAUUAUCAGAGAUACACAUGUUGUGAACUCUGUUAUGGCGGGCAGACCAUUUGAGGUUGGUAAAUUUGCCCAUAGCUUAAGAAUUCGCCUCAUGUCGGAGCAUCUUGGCAUUGAUCUUGACGUCACAGAAGCCAUUGACAUAUGUCUAAACGAAGAACUUAAUAGGAAAGCAAACGCUGAGGAGGAAGAUGUGUUUGGUGAAGAUAAUAAAGAUCUUCGCCAAGACGAGAAAGAGUUUAUCGGGCCUCACAGCUUCAAUCACUAUGCGGGUUACUACAAUAUUGGUCUCAGAGAUAAGAAGGCUGAAAGUUCCGAUAACAGAGUCCAAAAUAAUGAGCAACAUAGUAAAGAUGUCGAAGGUUAUGGUAUAGACGGCUACAAGGUGGAAGAUAAAGCGGAGGCUAGAAGAGGAAACGACAUUCGAAAGGAGGAAAAUAGGACGAUGCUAGAAAAAGCCAGAACUAUUGUUGGAGAAGCUUUGCGAACCUGGGAAUACGAAGAUAUCAGUCAUUUGCGGCGCCAGCUGUAUGAAAAAAUGACAGGUAUGGUUGUCCGUGAUAGCUUUGAGUUCGAUCGGUUGUCACCAGGAUUAGAAGGACCCGAAGACGAUUCCGAGAUAGUUUCAACUGUAAAUCCGUAUAAAUUACAGGAUCCUCUCGACGAAACCUUUUAUGAAGACGUUUGGCGUGCUAUUGCUACCAAGAACACGCUAUUAUUUCGAGAUGUGUUCCGUUGUCAGCCAGAUGAUGAGGUUCAAACAUGGGCAGAUUACAAGCGUUACAUGUCAUAUGGGGAACAGUUUUCAACUCAGCAAGACGAGGCUUCGGACCAACCUGUCGACUCUACUAUGGAUACUUUAAGAGCUCACGAUCCCUUGAAUACGAUAGGAAAAAGCGAAGAAAGUGAUGAGAAUUUGGUUGGUUCCAGCUCAGGAUCAGGAUCACGAUCUGGAUCUGGUGCUGAUGAGGAGAACGAUUCUGCAGAGCCUCGAGACUCUACAACAUCGUCAGAAAUUGAUCCAAACGAUUCCACAAACAAUGACAUUCAUAAGCAAGGCAUGACACCCGCUGCGUCAGCAUCCUCGAUGGGUCGAACUAAGCGAAAACGUGCCAAUAGCAAAUAUAGUCGGAAUUAUGGUCUUGGAAAGCCCUAUCCAGCCGAUGAGGCCGAAGAGAUACUUAGAGGAGUUAAGGGCAAUUUGGUAAUGUUCCCUACUGAGUGGUUAGGAAAAGAACAUGAUAAGUAA
Messenger RNA from Sugiyamaella lignohabitans, 4884 nucleotides. RefSeq names its product phospholipase D (gene SPO14). The transcript has a single exon. Gene Ontology annotation, molecular function: D-type glycerophospholipase activity. Gene Ontology annotation, biological process: intracellular signal transduction; phosphatidic acid biosynthetic process; cell motility. NCBI's taxonomy places the organism in Eukaryota, Fungi, Ascomycota, Dipodascomycetes, Dipodascales, Trichomonascaceae. The coding region runs from base 1 to 4884 and encodes 1627 amino acids. The record is from RefSeq and is a predicted model, not a curated record.